Messenger RNA from Toxoplasma gondii ME49, 11712 nucleotides. RefSeq lists its product as hypothetical. The record is from RefSeq and is a predicted model, not a curated record. The transcript is spliced from 14 exons. NCBI's taxonomy places the organism in Eukaryota, Apicomplexa, Conoidasida, Eucoccidiorida, Sarcocystidae. Bases 1 to 11712 code for a protein of 3903 amino acids.
AUGCUGGCUCCGACAGACUGGACCGACGCCGAGAUCCUCGCGGCCGCCGCGCAGGCCGCGCGCGAGGAGUUCUUUGGAGCCCAACGCGCUCGCGUCGGAGAUACAGGCGCGCAAGACGAGGCGCGCGGCGGAGGAGUCCCCUUUCUCCUCGUUCGCAAGCAGCUCGUUCGCCUCUUGGACGAGAUGGGUGUCGGACUGCAGUCGACGCGCGGUCUCCAGGUGUACAGACACCUGCUGCAGCACGUCGUGCAGGCGACGGUCGGCGAGUGUGGCCAUGACAUGAUUCUCUUUUCUGAGGAAAGUCGAGCGCUGUUCAUGCCGCCGGUCAACGGAGCCGGAGGGACAGCCGCGUCGCGACUCGCGAACGCGAACUCAUGGUCUCUCGCCAGUUCCCCUUCUGUUGUCUCCAGCGGUCCAGCUCCUGUCCUCGUCUCGGCUUCUCCCGGUCCUUCGGGCCUCUCUGACCGAAGUUUCAAUGAGACAACGCCCCGUGUUUCUGCUUCUUCUUCGUCUGCUCCUUCCUCUUCUUCCAGCUCGUCUCCUGUUUCGUUCUCGCCAUCAUCGGGUCCUGUUUCCUCUUCUUCGACGUUCCCUCCUUCGUCAUCGUCGGCCUGUCCCUCUUCUUCUUCGUCUUCUUCGUCUUCUUCGUUUUCUUCUUGUUCUUCUUGUUCUUCGUCUCCGCUGGCUUCUGCGACUGCUCGUGUCCAGGCCUUCGCUGCUCGACGGAAGGCGGGUGAAGACCAUCGUCUCCUUCUCGACGCGCUGCGAGAGUGGCGGCGCUGGGCUGCCCGGGAGGCGCGUCUCAGGUCGCUCUUUUGGACGCUGAGCUCCCGGCGCCGCCUGCGCGCGCUCAGACGCUCACUUCAUGCCUGGCGCGCGAAUUUCAUCGAAGCACUCAGCCGCCGCGAAGACUCGAACGAAGAGGCGGCAGACGGUCAGCGAACCGCGGCGGUCUGUCGCCGCAGUCUUCUCGCCUGGUCUGCCGGCGUGGAGACGCAGAGCGCAGAGGCCAGAGGUCAAGUCGCAAGAGCCGCCCCAGCGGAAGAAGGUUGCCAACGGUAUGAGGCGUUGCAGACCUCGUUCCGGUCGUGGCGGGAGGCGACAGUUGCACAGAGGGAGGCGGAAAGGCAGAGACGUCUCUUGAGUGCUUUCAAAGCGUGGAAAGAAUCGCAUCUGUCGCGGCGGGUGAGGAAGCAGGUCCUCGAACACAGGGCCUUUGCAGUCCAGAAAAGCCUCCAAGACAGGCACAUGCGUGGCGUCUGGAGGUACUGGCGAGCAGCCGCCGAGGCGCGCUCCCGCGCAGGCGCCGCAGCACGAGAGACGCUCGAGCGGACGCGGUUCCGACGAGUUUUCAACGCCCUCCUGGCGGAGACCCGCGACCGCCAGACGCGCCGCGGCGCCGCUGUCGCAGCCGCAGAGGCAACAGUUCGCGAGCGGCGCGUACGACGCGCGUUUCGCGCCUGGCGGAAGGUUAGCAUUCUCCGGAGGCCGCCCUUUGCCGCUGGACACUCGCAGUUCUCGUCCCCACAGAUCGUCUGUCUCCUGAAGGCAGUGAGUGCGCUGAGGCGCGAAGGAGCCAGCGAAGAGCCGGGACAUGCCCGAAGCCUCGGCGAAGCCUUGCUCGACGCCGCGACCGCGCGGCAGCGACGCGAACGCGCCCAGAGGCGAGGCGACAGAGAUGGCGAGGAGACAGAGCUUGGCAGAGACGCGCAAGUCGACUUGGAAGAUGCAGCUCUCCUCACCCUCAUUCCACUGCACGGCAUCGAUCUCCAUCUGCCGAAACUGAGCACCGCCGCGCCUCUCAUGGCGCAGGCACUCCGGCAACACUACCUGCGACACAGCUUCCUCCAGUGGCGCGCUGAGGCUUUACGUCAGAGACAGUUCCGGCAAGCGGCGCGGGUCUCUCGACUGGCGCGAGUGUUUCGCGCAUGGCGCGAGGAGACGCAGAAGGCGAAGGGUGAGGCGGCGGCGAGCUCGGCUGUCUACGCCGCUCAAAAGACUCGGAUUCUGCGAGAGGCCUGGCGAUCGUGGCGCAUGCGGUUUCGACGCUACGUCCUCUUCCGGACGCAGUGCCGGAGUCUGCAGGACCUGCGUCUCCUCCACCUGAAAUCUCUCGCCUUUCGCGGCUGGUGCACAUUCCACCGCGAGAGACAGCGCGAGGCCCAGAGUGUCUCCGCAGUCAAGGAUCGUGCAGCCGCGGCUCUCCAACGCGCCGCCUGGAGCCGGUGGCAAGAGGCCUGGCACCUCCGGCGCCGACGUCGGGCGAUGGCGGAGGCGGCCGCGCUUCUUCGCGAGAAGACGCUCCUCGCCAAAGGCCUCAGAGGUCUGAAGAGGCAGCGAGCCUCAGCUGCAAGUCUCCGUGACGCCGCAGCGGCCCUGAGGCAGGAGAGACUCGGCCUCGCGCUAGCCGUCUGGUGGCGAUGGGCCGCGAGGCGCGGAGCCUUCCAGGAGCUCUGCGAGCUUCAGAGGGCGAAGCGCGCGCGCCGGAACCUUAGGCGCCUGCUCCUUGCCUGGAGGAGCCUCGCCAAGCGCAUGGAGACCCGCAGAGACGCCGUGUGGCGCCUCGCCGCCGUCGUCGAUCGGAUCCGAGUCCGUCGCGGAUUCUGUGGCUGGAACGCCCUCCGAAUGCAGGAACGAAAGAGAGAAGAAGCCGCGAGUCGUCUGCAGCGGACCCUCAGGGACGCACGAAUCAGAGCGGCCUGGGCCGCCUGGCGCAGCGCCCAGAGCCUCGCGUGCAAAGAAGCAGAACUGAGGAAAGAGAGCGAGGACUCACUCAAGCGAAGAGUCUUCAAGCAGUGGCAGGCAGCAGCAGCAGAGCACGCUACGCUGCAGCUCCACCUUCGCGGACAGCUGCUCUGUUGGCGACUGUCUCGGCUGCUGCAUCGUUGGAGGCGCCUUGCAACUCUCUUUCGCCUCGGCCUCCUGCAGAAGUCUCGCUCGCGACUGUACGUCCUGCGUCGGUGCCAAGAGGCGUGGCUUGCGCGGCUUGCGGAGCGAAGCGAAGAGCGGCGGAAGGAAGCGCGCGCCGAGUCCCUCUGCCUCACCCUCCGGCUCCGCGCCGCGCAGAGGUGUCUCCUCGCCUGGCAAGAAACCGCGGUCGCGGUCGCGGCGCGGCGCCGGAAAGGAGACACCUUUCGGGCGCAGCUGCACCGCGCGCGCCUGGACGCGGCGUGGACGACUUGGCGGCGGGGCGUCGAGGAGCUCCACAGGCGGAGGCGUCUGCUGUUGGGCGUCGAGAAGAUCCGCGAAAAGAUUCUCGUCGCGCAGUCCCUGACAAGAUGGAAGUGCGCGGCGGCGCUGCUCCGAAAGGAGGCUCUCGCGACCCAGGCACGGCGGCAGGCCCUCCUGCGUCGCGCCUUGCAGGCGUGGACGCUCUGGAGGCGCCGCCGCACAGAGAAGAAGGACGAGGCGGAACGCGUCCGAGCCUGUCUCAACGAGGAAGGAAGUGCGAAGCGCGCAGGCGAGCGACAGCGGAAAAAGGAGACGCUUGCGGCCUGGCAUGCAUUGACGGAGAAACGGUUCGAGGAGCGCAGGGCCUUUUCGCGCGUCGAAGCCAUCGGAGAUCGAUUGUCUCUGCGCCGUGGCUUCGUAACUUGGCGCCUCUGGGCGCUGAGGCUCGCGGGUCUCUCGCAGGCCACGGUGCGCCUAGACGUCUGGAGACGCAGAUGUCUCCUGCGGAUCUCCUAUGAGGCCCUCAGCCAGCACCGGGACCGCGUCAAGGAAAUGGAGCUUGCGAGUCUCGCGCACCUCUCGCAGCUUCGGGCUCAGACACUCCGGCGGUCGUUUUGCUCCUGGCGGACCCAGUUUGCCGCCUUGAGACGCGAGGCGGAGGUCUUGGCGCGGCGCCGCAGCGCUGCCGCGAGGGCCGAAGCGCAUGCAGCGCUUGCCUGCAAACGAAGGUCGUUUCUCGCCUGGCUCAAGGCCCUCGCCGCGAAGCUCGCGCUGAAGAAGCGCCUUUUCGUGCUGCUCAAAGAACGCAGAGAGGCGCUCGAAGCCAGGACUCUCCGUGCUUGGCGCAGACUUGCGAAGAAGAAAGGCGACCUCAGAGAAAGUCUAGAGAUGUUCUCGGAUUCUCGCCGUUCUCAGUGUCUCCGUCGAGUUUUCGCGGCUGUCUUCGCCACGGUGUCUCGCCGGCGUCUGGUCCGCGUCCGCUUCCUCUUCGCCCUGGGUCUCUUGGCUCCUUCUCCGGACUUCUCUGUCUCUUCUGCCGAGUCCUCGCAUCCCCACAGCCGCUCGCUCCUCCUGCCGCUCUCGCCUCUCGGACCGGCCGAAGAGGCCUCCCUGCGUCUCUUGUGGGGUCCCGCGCUGCCUGCGCCGCUCCUCGCCCCGAGGCUGAUCCCUCGUCUCCCCGGCCCAUCGCGCGCCUUCGAGAGCGCGAAGGAAUGUCCAAGCGUCCUCGCUUCACUCCCCCUUGUCCCGCGCCUGAUCGUCUGGUCUGCGCAGCCUCACAUGCUUCAUCUGCUUCUUCUCCAGCCUGCGAUCGCAGAAAGUCUCGCGAGGCAGGCGGGCCAACAGCCUCAAAGAUCUGCCGCCUUCUUUGAGCCCCUGCCGGUCUCGCGAGCACGGCUCGCGCUCUUCUCCGAUGCCGACGCAGAGGCGCGAACUCGCGUGUGGGGUUUGCCGGCUGCGUCUCUUGGGGGCGAGGAGACACCGGGUGGAGACAAAGGAAACGGGGCCCUGCCGCUCGCUGCGCUCGCGUCGGCGAGGUCGCGCCCGCCGUCCGUCUGGAGCUGCCUCACGCCCUCCACAUGCACGCCCCACACGAGCCUUUCUGUGCCGCUCUCGGGAUUCGAGGCCCCGCCGCCGAGGCCUGGGAGGACCUUCUUCCGGACAGAGACAGGAGACACUCUGGGCUCUGCACGCUCGCAGUUCCGCGGCCGGAGUGCCUCGCCGCUGCACUCGGACGGCCCCAGUGGCCGCGAGGCGGGAAGCAGGCGACACCGGAGCGCGACGAAGGAACGCGACCGCGAAGACCGGGAGGAAAUCGACGAGUUGCUGCUUGCCGACAAGAAAAGCAGCAAAAGCCUUGAGCGGCUCCUGCGUUGCUUCUCCGCGAAACAAGGGCCGGAAGGCCCGCUGAAAGAAAACGCAGAGCUGUGGGGCGAACAGGCUGUUCUCGCUGACAGCGUCCGACGCAUGCGCCCUCAGAAUGAUCUCCAAGCGCUUCUACUGGCGCAAGUGAACUUGUCUCGGAGACCCAGCGUGCAGCGUCCGGCUCCCCUCUUUCUCCCCUCGGCCAUGGGGCCUGACGCCGCUGUUUCCGACGCUCUGGACGCUUCCCAGGACUCUGUCGAGAGCGAUGGCAGCGCCGGUGGGCUGUCCGUGCACUCCGAGGAGACGCCGCUUCCGAGCAAGAACUGGCGAGAAGAAAUCCCAGUCGAUCUCCUAGCGACCGCCUGGCAGUUCGCACGGCUCCUCCAGGCUGCGCUGCGAGCCUGGCUCCUGCAGGCGCAGCGCCACAAGGCCCAGAGACUCCGCGAGACCGGCUUGGUCGCAGGCUUUCGAAUCCAGAGCCGCAGUCGGCUGCUGGCGGCCUGCUGGGGGCUCUGGCGCAGCACGAAGAGCAGCCUCGAAGCCAGGACGCGGACGAAGGCGCAGCGUCUCGCCUGGGGCAUCCAGCGUCGCGUCCUGCAGGCCUGGUUCCUCUGCGCGACGGUGGACGCGAGUGCCGUUCUCCGUGCAGAGGCUUUUGCGGAGACGAGACGCAGCGCGAAGACGCACGCGAUGCUCGAGGCGUGGCGGGGUGUGGCGACAAAGAGGCGGCAAGAGCGCGAGCAAGUCGAGGCCUGGAGACAGCACCGCGCCCGAGAGAGAAAACAGGAACUCUUCGCCCUCUGGACCCACCUUGCGUCUGUCAACCGCGCCGGAGCUCAGCUGUACGUACACCGGAGGGCGGCGACGCUCAACAAGGUCUUCGCGACGUGGCGAACGUCAACUCUGAGGAGCCUGGCGUUGGACAAACUUCAGCGAAUCGUCUCCCGGCCGGGCCUCUUCCUCGGAUUCUCCCUGCUCCGGAUCUGGAGCCUCACCCGCGCAUGCAGUCUCCGUCUCGCUGCCCAGUGUCUAGACAGCUGGCGACAACACACAGAGAGUCGCAAGCGGCUCGCCGGUCUCCUCGUAUACGUCCAGACCGUGCACAAGGUCUCCCGUCUUCAGCAGCAUUUUUCGGCGUGGUUGUUGGUCCAGCAGCGACGGCGGCGUCUGUUGCUUCUUCACAGAACGGCAGAGGCUGCUGCGUUUCUCUUGCCGUUGCACCGCAUCUUCUCGCGGUGGCGCGCCUCUGCGUUGGACAGACAGGCGCAGAGAGACAGUCUCCUGGGCCGCUUCCUCGCGCAGAGACAGAGGCCGUUCCUUGCCCUCGAUCCCGAAGAGUCUGCAGAAGCGAAGGACGCAGGGCGACUCGGCACAACGCCUAGCUGCGCGUACUGGGCGCGCUGGCGAAUCGAAGAGACGUGGAAAGUCUGGCGCCGAAGAUUCAGGCUCAGAACUCUUCUCAGGCGACGCGCCACCCGCUGCGCCCGCACGGCUCUCUCAGCGCUCCGACAGGCCGUCGAGCGGCGUCGAGCCCUCGAAGCGUUUGAGCGCAAGCGCCGACAGCGUCUCCUGCAGCGCGCGACUGUGGCGUGGCAGGUGUAUGUACAGCGGCGCCUGUUGAAGCAGCAGCGGACUGCGCACGCGAUCGAGCGAUACAACACCCACACUCUGCGGCAAGCCUUCAGCAAGUGCCGGUGGCUCCUCCAACGCCUCCAGUGGGAGCGCGGCGUCAUCGAAGUUUCGCAAGCGAAGGCGAAUCGUCGCGUCUGUCGGAUGACGCUGCAGGCGCUGCAGGCGUACGCAGAGGCUCGCGUGGCGGAGCGGGAGCGCCUCGACGGCUGUCGGGCCGCGCGCAGUUCGCACCUUCUCCGCAUGCACUUUGAAAAAUGGAGCUUCUUGCUGCGAGCCACUCACCACGCGGCCUCGCUCUCCCGCAAGACGAGUUUCCUUCUCUGGACGCGGGCCUUCCGGAGAAGCCGAGGCGCGGCGCUCCUCGUCGCUGUGCAGAGGCGCGUGGAGGAGCGACAGACGCGGCGUGGCCUCGCGGCGCUGCAAGCCGAAAGCGAAGCCUUUGAGCAAAUCAAGGCCUUUGGCGCAGAGACGCCUUGGCUGAGGGACGCGAUCGAGGAGAAAGUCAGCUCUGCCCGCGCGUCCAUGACCUUCGCUCUCUCGUCGCUGCGGCUUUUUGCGGCGCACCGCGUCUCGCGCCGACGCCAGGCGCGGCUGCUUGCGGGAGCGCUGGCCUCCUGGGCGCGUCUCCAGGAAACCGACGGUCCGCGGCGCCGCCUCCGACCGUAUCUCCGCCAUUGGCGUGGAGCGCUCCAGUACCGGCUGCACCUCCAGGCGGCUGAAGAGGCCCUCCGGCGCCAUGUCGAGUUCCGACGUCUCCGCGAAGUGUGGGGUGCGUGGCGACACUUGCGGCGCGAAGAGGCCCGCGGCCGAGAGCUCCUCGCCCUCGCCGAGGAGACCAAGAAAGUCUGGGCUCUCGAAAAGGGCAUUCUCCUCCUUCACGAACACCGCCUUCAGCGCGAGUGGAUGACCUGGUGUACGUACCGGGCAGAGCUCUUCGUCACGGACACCAGACACGAGAAGGCCCGGCUGUGCGUCCGAGCCUGGCACAGUUGGGUCGCGAAGCGGCGGGAGCUGCGGCGACGCGGCUUGGAGGCGCAGGAGGCCUCGCGGCUUUUUGUGUUGUCGAACGCCUUCAGCGCGCUCCGGUGUGCGUACACUCGUCGUACGGCGCUGCGAGCGGCAGGCGCGUGUGUGGUGGAGAAGCAGAAGCGCAGCUCUUUGCGAACAGCGUGGCGAGGCUGGCGCAAAGUUCUCGUGGACCUCCUCGCCCUCAAGCCCCGCCUCGAGGCGCUUCUCGCUCGACAGGCAUUUCAACGCGUUUGUCUCGCCUGGUGGGGCUGGCGUAUGUGGCAUCAGCGGCGGAAAGAACGGCGCCAGCUCCUCGGUCCCCUCAGCGAGAAGGCUCGCGUUGUGCGAGACGUUCAGCUUGCAGCCCAGUGCUUCCGCGGCUGGGCGGAACUUGCGGAGACGCGCGCGACGUUCUGGCGGCAGCGCGAAGGCCUCGUGGAGAAGCUCGUGGCGCGGCGCCUCACGAAGGAGACCUUCCGGGCCUGGCGCCUCUGCGCGAGAGAAAUCCACUUCGUCCGAAGUACGAAAGCCGCGGCGGCAAACGCAGCAGCUCUGGCCGCAGCAGGGCAUGGCAUGCGCGAGAUGCAUUUGCCAGCGCAGGCACCCGCAGACAGGCGAGGCCGUCCUGGUCCCAGCCGAGAAACGACGAUGUCGCCUGCGUCUUCUCUGUUCUCUUCGGCCUCUGUGUCUCCGACAGCGUCUCGGAGGAACCGCAGACGCGGGGGGAGAAGUGGAAGGCCGCGCGGGCGCGAUCUGCUUUCUUCGUCCCUCUCGCUAUCGGAUUCUCAGCCCCUCGAGCGCCUUUCACAGGCCUCCGACCGAAGGGGAGGGGAGUCCCAGACGGACGGAGACAGCGGGGACAUGUCGGAGACAGUGAGGCGGCGGCCGGGAUGCCAGAGGCCCUCCGAGGCUGCUCCGGGGUCUCCUCCCGGCGGGCGUUCGAAGCGAGUGCAUGCAGCGGCCGGGCGGCGCAGACAGGGAGCGAGGGAGAUACUGGAAGAGAGAGAAAUCUCUCGGCUUGCCCGCUCGGCCGUCGCCUGGCUUCCGCGCGCGGCGGAAAGGUCGGACGAGGCCGAGGAGAGAGCGCUGAGGAGGCGGAGUGCCAGUGCGGUCUUUGGUUCUCGCGGUCGAGACGGAGAGAGCGGCUUGGGAGAAAUGAGGUCGACGACAGGCCCAGCGGGAGGCCAUCGCGCCUGGGAGUCCGAGGCAAGUGGCGAAGACACUGAGGGCGAAGAAGGUCCGCGAAAUCUUCAAGGACAGGAGGCGGAAGCGUCGACAUCUGGAAAGAAGGCGCGGGGGACUUGUGGCCUCGCUGUAUCGUUCUCUCUCGGCUCUCCUCUCUCGUCUGAUCGACCGUCUUCUCCUUUGUCUGUCGCUGCUCACGAGCCGCCUCCACCUCCAGGAAAGACGCGUCUCCAUCGUGUCUCUUCUUCUCUCUCCUCGCCUAGACCCCGCGGCGCGCAUGCAAAAGAGACACCUGCGGGACCCCCUUCGUCUCCCUCUUCUGCUUCUUCGGCAAGUCUUCGUCAGGGACCUAGACAGUUGCGUCUCCAGGAUCUUCUCUCGGACUCCUCUUCGUCUCUGGCUUCAGCUCAGCCUGCGCCUGUCUUCGCUCCUCAAGAAAACCGGGGAAAGUCAAAAAGCGACUCGGUCGAAUCCCCGUCUCCCCUCACGGUCGCGACGUCGCUUCUCGAGGCCUUGUCUCACUCGCACUCCUCCGCGCUCGCAGAGGCGGCGCGCUCGCUGCUGCUUCAGUCGGGCGCGAGGAAUCCCGACACGAAGCCUGCUGCUUCUUCGCGGGAUCUUUCCGAGAGCGAUCGCUCUAAGAGCUUCAGCAGCGCCGAUUCCGAGAUGGACCGAACCGCGACAGAAGACAGCGAAGACGACCGCGGGCCCCAGGGUGGUCGGCGAGGAGUCCGGAGACGCCGCAGUUCGCCCGUGAGAAGAGGCGAUCGAUCCAGAAGAGUCAGAAGAGAAGAGGAAGAGGAAACACGGCGGCGCUCGACCCGUCGACGAAGAGCCGCAGAGAGCGAACAACUCGGGGAAGAAGAAGACGUCGAAGAAGUCGAAGAAGAGGAAGUCGAAGAAGAGGAAGUCGAAGAGGAGGAAGGAGUUUCGGGGGUCGAGGUAUCCCUCGUGGAGAAGAGAGCUGAGGAGCGAAUUCGCGUUUUUCCGCGGGCGAUUCGAGAAGCGCCUCCGUCAGCCUUCGCUCUCCCUUCCUCGCUUUCUUCUCUCUUCUUGACUUCUCUGCAGGGUGCGCAAGGAUCUCGCUCUGCAGAGACGCAGGCGCGAGAGGAGCCUCGAGUUGGGCGAGUCCUGGCGCUUGCACAUAGUCUCGCUGGAUCCGCCAGCAGAUUCGAACGAGGAGGAGACGAAGACAGAGUAGAAGACGAAGGGCAAUCUGUGGAGUCCGCUCGUUUAUCAACGGCAAGUUUGGACGCCGGGGAACGCGACAGGGUACCACGGAAGGGCGGCAAGAGAGAUCAUCCGUUUUUCUUCUCGCUGAUGUCCUCGACGCCCUCUCUUCGCGACCAGGCGUCCGGAGGGCAGUCCUCUUGUUCUUCGUCUCCCGCGUCGCCGUCUUCGGAGUCCUCGGUUUGCGUCGGCGGGCCAAGGCGGCGAGCGGUCGGAGCGGCGAAGGAGCCUCUGGGGACUCGGGAUGAAGCGAAAGAACUUCGCGCGAACUGCGACCUCGCUGAAGAGCCUGCGAGCCUGGCAGGCGGCGCUGCAGCGCACCGACCGGAUCCACAGGGCGCAGCGCUGACGGAGAAACUCCGUCGCAUCGUCGCACUGGCAGUAGCGAACCGCCUGCAAAGCCCAGCCGCAGCGAGUGAAGAGGACACAGAGGAAAACGAAGGCGUGGAGAAGGAAGGUGCCGACGAAGAGGAGGACGUUGUGCACAGCGAGACGGGCGGAGAAGCGGAGAACAGAGCAGAGAGAGGUCGUCUUUCUCUCAUCUCUUCAACCUUGUCCACGACGUUGCUUCUUUCAGAGCUAGCGGCUCCUCAAGAAGACGAAGGUGUGCCGCUGGGGUCGAGGUCUGCAGCGUCUGCGUCGCACGAAGAGACAGGCGAGUCGCGGGAGGAACAGGAAACGACUGGCUGCGAAAGGGACAGUCCUGGCGUAGCUCACCGCUUGCUUCUUCAUCCAGCGACGUUCUCCCUGGCGCGAGGCUCCCUGCCUCCCAUCUCCGAGGGUGCGACCGGGUCGCGUUCGUCGCCAUCGCCGGAUCGUCUAGCUGCCUCCACGCAGUCGGAAGCAGCCGCGGAGCCGACGGAGACUGGCGACAGCGAGGCGGAGCUCCGCAAGCUUCUAGCGAGGCUGGAGCGAGUCGAAGAACUGCACAGAGCGAGAGACUUCAUCGGCGCGGAGGCGGACGACAGCGGGGCGCUUCCGGUCGCGAAUAUGCAGUCUUCCGUGGACCUGCGAAGCGCAUGCGAGGCACCGCAAGACACAGAACGACAAAGACGCCGGCCCGAGCGCAUGCAGUCUCCGUCGCCGCCCGCGUCGCCCUCCGUCGCUCCAGCGCGGAGACUCGAGAGCGAGGCUGGAGCCAACCGCGGCGUUCCGGAACUGUCUGUUUCUCCUGUUGCCGGGGCGCAGGAGUUUGUCUUCGAGGGCAAUCCGGACGCAGCAGAAACGGGCAACGAAGUCGCGGAAGUCCAGAGACAAGAACGGAGACGAGCGGCAGAAGCAGAGGCAGCAGUUGCACAGAACGCAGAGGACGAGAGGACAGAGAGGGAGCCCAGAGAUGAGGAGGCCGCGAGCGGCGGCCAGAGGGAGGAAGAGGAAUGGCUUCAGGACAUUGUCGCUGUGUCUCGGCGGAAAGCCGCGGAGGCGCGGGCGCGGGAUCAGCGAGACGAAAGUGAGAGAGACGCGAGAAAGGACACAGAGUCGAUUGCCGGCAGUGAAGAGCUGCUGGAAGAAGCGUGGAAAGAAGCGCGUGCAGAAACUCGGAACGCGCUUCUGGAGAUUCACCGAGAAAUGAAAGGAGUCGCUCUCUACGACGGCGACGCGAGGGAUGCAUCACGGACUUGA